AAAUUCUUAGCACCUCAAAUCGGUGGCCAGUCGAUUUUAUUUUUCUCGUGUCACUAUGUUGUUGACCGGGUGGACGUGGAGAGAAUUUAUCGUUUCUGAUGGUGAGGAGGCGCCUUACCGUUACCUUUGGGACUUUGGACCCGGAUUUCGAGCCACAACGGGUGUCAUGGCGGCCUCGGCAGUCGCUCUACAUGCAUUCCACAUGCAUUCCAAAGCCACAAAGUUCUGUUGGCGGCAUCGCAUCCUCGAGACGACUGGGAUAGCGAUCCGCAGGAACGUCGUCCACCCAAGUUAUUAGCUCGGUACAUACCUAAUGAGUAAGGUACCUGAGGCACACU
This is a messenger RNA of Sodiomyces alkalinus F11, 338 nucleotides long. RefSeq lists its product as hypothetical. The record is from RefSeq and is a predicted model, not a curated record. The coding region runs from base 56 to 298 and encodes 80 amino acids. NCBI's taxonomy places the organism in Eukaryota, Fungi, Ascomycota, Sordariomycetes, Glomerellales, Plectosphaerellaceae. The transcript has 2 exons.